Heterobilharzia americana is the source of this 1032-nucleotide messenger RNA. The record is from the annotation of a GenBank genome assembly. Lineage: Eukaryota; Metazoa; Platyhelminthes; Trematoda; Strigeidida; Schistosomatidae.
AUGUGUGGCUAUUAUUAUUUCCAACUUGUAAAAAUCUUCUCUCGUUUUGCAUUAAAGCGUGUAAUUUCACUUGUAGUCCAAUUAAGUGACAUUUCUGUUAUUCUGCUAUACCAGUCUCUAGCACAGUCUGAGGAAGCAGCUAGACAGUCCGCUGAAACAGCUGGGAAUUUGGCUGUGGCAACGGCUACUGCCAAGUUAGCACGUCGUGCUGCUGAAGUAGUUGAUCGAUUGGGUCGUCCAGGUGCACGCAACAGCCUGUCACGUGUAGUAUCACCUGGAGGAGUAGUUGUUGCCAGUGACCCAAGCAAUCUGUUUAAUUCAAGCUCCUAUUUUGAUUCAAACUUCCCAUCAGAUCACAGUGAUGUAGAUGCACCUGAUGAUCACCAUCUGCGUUCACUGGAUAAUCCAAGUUCAGCAACUGAACUAUUAAUUAGUCGAAUGGAGGAAAUGGCCAAACGUGCUCAUUGUGCUGAAGCUGCAGCUCAAGAGGCAGCUGAUCAGCUAGAAGCUGAGAAACACUUUAGUCGUUUGUAUAAGGAAACAUGUGCGGAGAAAUCAGAUCAAUUGAGUGAAAAGACGCGUGAAUUGGAAUUGCUACGUGAACAACACGCAAAAGUUGUAAGGCCACUUAACGAAGAACAACAAAAAUCUACACGUUACUUAGAAGCUGCACAGAGUGCAAAAGAAAGUGUUCAUGCUGCUACCCAACGAGCAACGUGUGCCAGCAGCGAAGUAGCUCAACUGCGUGUUGAACUUGAACGAAUGACCCAAGCCUAUGGCAAAGAACAAGCGAAGUGUGCUGCUACAGUGAACAAACUGACUGAGGUCAUGUCUGGCAAGAAUCUUGACACUCUGGAAUUGAUGUGGCUUGCAAGUUUCCAGCAAGAACAGGAUAAUAGUGGACGAAUUAUCAGUCCAUUUUCUAUUGGAUGCAAUUCAGCACGUAGUAAGGUGGCUAGUUUAAAAGGAUUAGGUCAACAAAAACGAAUGAAUCUACUAUUGAAACAACGUUACAAUGAAAACAAAAACUAA